This is a messenger RNA of Sesamum indicum (sesame), 3322 nucleotides long. Its product is annotated as Protein kinase superfamily protein. Gene Ontology annotation, cellular component: cyclin-dependent protein kinase holoenzyme complex; nucleus. The record is from RefSeq and is a predicted model, not a curated record. Gene Ontology annotation, molecular function: RNA polymerase II CTD heptapeptide repeat kinase activity; ATP binding. Gene Ontology annotation, biological process: protein phosphorylation; positive regulation of transcription elongation by RNA polymerase II. Lineage: Eukaryota; Viridiplantae; Streptophyta; Magnoliopsida; Lamiales; Pedaliaceae.
UGCAUUUCUUAAAAAAGAAUUGAUGUUAUGCAUCAAUUGCAAAAAAAAUGUAGAAAAUGUGGGUUAUUCGCUGAUAGCAGCAAUUACUGAUUUUCAAGAAGAAAAACAAAAAUUUUCUGGAACCCAAAACUCUUAUUAGGCACCUUCAAACCUUGACCAGAACUCUUGCAUCAAUUCAUACGCAUAACUUGAAUAUACAUAUUGUGUUUUGUGUAUAUAUCUUCAUAUGCUUCAGAUUCCAAUUACAGAGUACACCUCUUUGAUGUAAUGAUUGAUUCUGGUCCGGGCUUUUGAAAUUUAGUCAUUCUUUUUCCGGUUGUGUUUCUUUGGAUUCUCCAAAUACUUCUUCCUUCUCAUAUAUUUCCGGCUGCAUAACUUAUUCAGCUUUAAGCCCUUUUUGAGUGGCUCUGGUUUUGGGAUUUCUGAGAAGAAUUGAAUUCUUGUUCUGCUGUCUUGAAUUUUCAAGAAUUAUCUUUUUCCCUGUAGAUUUGCAUUGUGGCAAAAAGGGAGUUGUGUGAUCAACAUACUCGUUUUUGCCUUUAUUUCUGAUGUUGUUUGGGGCUGCCAUGCAUUUUUCUGAACCUCAGGUUUCUUCACAUCAAGAAUAGAGUUUUUUUGAGAAAAGAUGGGCUGUCUUUGUUCAAAAAGAUCAGAUACAGAAGAUUUUGUUGCAGAAAAUGAAAAGGAGAAAGAAAAAGACCCAAGCAAAUCCUCAGCACAGGUGGUUUCUCCCUUGAAGACGGACGAGGUUAUAGUAGGACCAGGGGAUAAAAACAAUGAAGCUUCCCUUCAUUCAAGAUCCAAGACAUCAAUAGAAUCCAACAUGACCGUCGUUCCGCCUGCAAAUGCUGAGGAAAAUUCCAAGACAAGAAUCAUUGAAAGGCCUAAAAAUGGUCAUCGUCGGAAUUCAACCACGGAAUUGAAGGGAGCUAAUGGAAUGCAGCAGCCAAUGUCUAGGAUUCUAAGUAUGCCAAAUGGUGUCAAAGGCGAGCAGGUAGCCGCAGGAUGGCCGUCGUGGCUGUCUUCAGUUGCGGCAGAGGCCAUUAAAGGUUGGUCUCCUCGAAGUGCAGAUUCGUACGAGAAGUUGAACAAAAUCGGCCAAGGAACAUACAGUAGCGUCUACAUGGCUCGUGAUUUAACAAAUGAUAAAACUGUGGCAAUGAAGAAAGUAAGAUUUGUUAAGAUGGACCCCGAGAGUGUCCGUUUCAUGGCAAGGGAGAUCUGUAUCCUACGUAGGUUAGACCACCCAAACGUCAUGAAGCUUGAUGCUAUAGUGACAUCAAGAGUAUCAGGAAGCUUGUAUCUUGUAUUUGAUUACAUGGAGCACGAUCUUGCUGGACUUCUAGCGUCACCGCGGGUCAAAUUUACCGAACCACAGAUUAAAUGUUAUAUGCAGCAAAUUUUAUCUGGACUAGAACACUGCCACAACCGUGGUGUUCUUCAUCGAGAUAUUAAGGGUUCAAAUCUUCUAGUCGACAAUAAUGGAAUUCUUAAGAUUGGAGAUUUCGGUUUGGCUACAACCUUUGAGCCUGGCCAAAAUCAGCCAUUAACUAGUCGGGUCGUAACUCUCUGGUACAGGGCUCCCGAGCUGUUGCUUGGUGCAACAGAGUAUGGACCAGCAAUUGAUUUGUGGAGCACAGGUUGCAUUCUUGCAGAAUUGUUUGCUGGGAAACCUAUCAUGCCCGGAAGAACAGAGGUGGAGCAAAUGCAUAAGAUAUUCAAGCUGUGUGGUUCACCUACAGACGAGUACUGGAGAAAAACAAAACUACCACACGCUUCUAGUUUUAAAUCACAGCGCACAUACAAGCGUCGUCUUGCUGAUACAUUCAAAGAGUUUCCUUCAUCAGCCUUGGCUCUUGUGGAAGUACUCCUCUCUAUUGAUCCAGAGGAAAGGGGUACUGCUUCUUCUGCACUUAAAAGUGAGUUCUUCACAUCAAAUCCUCUACCGUGCGAGCCAUCUAACAUACCAAGUUAUCCUCCAAGUAAGGAACUUGACGCCAAGAUCAGAGAAGAGGAGGCCAAAAAGAGAAAAGCCGAGAGUGUUAAAGGACAUGGAGCUGACACGAGGAGUCAUUCAAGACAACAGAAGGCUGUUGCUGAAGGACAGGGACAAUCUAGCAAGUUCACAAGUUAUAAGUACAACCCACAGGAGGGCAGUGGAACUGGUUUCCCUAUGGAGCCCCCAAGAGGAAAUUUGAACAAUGGAUAUUCUCAUUCUAACUCAAUGAUUCACCCCAACGCGAUAGGAUAUGCUUAUAAGAAGAUAGAGGAUGAUCCUGGUCUAUCAGUCCCAGCACGAUCGCUAGUCUCUUUUCAACAUCGUGGAGGACUCACAAGACAAAGCUCUCAAGUGCGUCAAUCAGUAGCAGACAUAUCGGAUUACCAACUCAAGGAUGUUGGCAGGACGUCGAACAAUGACUCAGUAGGUUAUGCACCUAAGAGAAACAGGAUACUUUUCUCUGGACCGUUGGUGCCUCCAGGGGGGAACAUGGACGACAUGCUAAAAGAGCAUGAAAGACAAAUACAAGAGGCAGUACGCAAGGCACGGAUGUCAAAACAGAAUGGCUAAAAUUCUCGAUCAGACUACAAGAAAAAGCCAAGAACUGCUUAGGCUACAAGUAGUUAUCAUUAAAUAUGGUGCCUUGCUGCCUUGUCCAGAGAAAGAAUAAUGUGAUUGUAUAUUUAUUUUGUUGGGUAGCAGAUGGAGCUUUCGGACCAGCCAAGGGUGAUGGAAGGCAGAUGAGAAGUUUGGCCAGUUUGAGAGUAAAGUCUGUUUAGUUUUUCAUUUUAGACUUAUGACGGUGCUAAUAGAGCAAGGGUCAUACUUGUUUUGUACGUGGACUUGUGCCUUAUAUGGGAGGGGAUUGGUCUUUUCUAUAGUACAGUGUUCCUCAGUUUUACAAUUUUUAGAGAAUGUAAAUCCUUUCCUUUCUUCAUUAAAUAGCUUCGAAAGUGUAGGUGGAAAUAGAAUUAUAGGAUAACAUGUAUGCUUAUGGAGCAAAGUUUUUCUUGAAAAAUGAACUGUCAAAAGACAUGCAUAUGAUAAAGAGAGAGUGCCAAAUUAUAACUGUUAAGUAAAUCUGGAAUUCCUAAUGAGUGAAACAAAUAUUUAUCCUAACAUAUGUAAAGGAAACCUGCAACUUAAAUCAAAUGUCUGCAGUAAAGGUUAUUAUUCAGAACAUUAAACCUCUGGUACUUACAUGCAUAAAUAGAAACCUUAUUUAUAUAUUUAAAAAAAAGGGGGGAAGAAAGGGAAAAAAGAAAUUUCUACUUAAUUAUGUCUCUAAGUUAACUACUGUACAUUUGGACGAACUUCUCAUUG